UGAGAAAGAGAGAGAGAAAGACAGAGAGAAAAAGAGUGGUGUUGCUCGUCGGACUAUCUUCUCCUCCACCCCCAUCUCCAUCUGCACAAUUUCUUCCCAAAAGCAGCAAAUUUCCCUCACUUUUCACCAUUUUCAGUUAUUAGGGGUUUGCCAAAGGAAGAAUUAAUCAAUGUCGAACAACAGGUGGAACUGGGAGGUGAGCGGUUUUGAGCCCAGGAAAUCUCCGACGGACCAACCACCGUCUGCUCCUGCUCCUGUUGUUCGGAGAUACUCGAUCUCUACUCCAUCAAUUCUACCACAUUCCGAACUCAUUUCUAAGCACUCUAUUGCGACCAAGCUUCAUAAUUUGAAGGAUAAAGUCAAGCAUGCAAGAGAAGAUUAUGCAGAAUUGAGACAAGAAGCCAUUGAUCUCCAGGAGUACUCUAAUGCAAAACUUGAUCGAGUAACACGAUAUCUAGGUGUUCUUGCUGAUAAGACCCGUAAGCUAGAUCAGGCUGCUCUUGAAGCUGAAGCUAAAGUUGCCCCACUUAUAAAUGAGAAGAAAAGGUUGUAUAAUGAAUUAUUGACUGCCAAAGGAAACAUAAAGGUCUUUUGUCGAACAAGACCACUUUUUGAGGAUGAAGGCCCAUCUGUUGUUGAAUAUCCUGAUGAUUUUACUAUACGAGUCAAUACUGGUGAUGACACUGUCUCCAACCCAAAGAAGGAUUAUGAAUUUGACAGGGUUUAUGGACCACAUGUUGGACAAGCUGAAGUUUUCACAGAUGUUCAACCAUUUGUUCAGUCCGCUUUGGAUGGUCAUAAUGUAUCAAUAUUUGCUUAUGGGCAAACAUGUUCAGGAAAGACACAUACGAUGGAAGGUUCUAGCCAUGAUCGUGGUUUAUAUGCCAGAUGCUUCGAAGAGUUGUUUGAUGUGUCCAACUCAGAUAUAACUUCAACUUCUCGAUUUAAUUUUUUCGUAACGGCUGUUGAGCUACAUAAUGAGCAGAUGAUCGAUUUGCUUUCUAAGUCAGAGAGUGGUCUACCAAAGGUCUGGAUGGGGCUACUUGAUUCUGUUAUAGAUCUUGUACAGGAGAAGGUUGACAAUCCACUAGAUUUCUCCAGAGUCGUAAAGAAGGCACUUCUAAGUAGAAGUGGUGACAAAACCAAGAUCAAUGUUUCUCAUUUGAUAAUCACCAUACAUAUAUAUUAUGACAAUUUGGUUACUGGCGAAAAUUUAUAUAGCAAGCUUUCUCUUGUUGACUUGGCUGGAAGUGAAAGCUUACGUUUGGAAGAUAAUAAUGGGGAGCAGACAACAGACAUGCUACAUGUGAUGAAAUCACUUUCUGCGUUGGGAGAUGUAUUAGCUUCCUUGACAUCGAAGAAAGAAGCUGUUCCUUAUGAGAACUCGAUGCUUACAAAAGCCCUUGCUGAUUCACUUGGUGGAAGCUCAAAAACCCUGCUCAUUGUCAAUAUAUGUCCAGAUGUUUCAAAUUUGUCCGAGACAUUGUCAUCUCUGAAUUUCUCUGCUAGAGCUCGAAACGCUGUACUUAGUCUUGGAAACCGGGAUACCAUUAAGAAGUGGAAAGAUGUUGCAAAUGAUGCUCGCAAGGAAUUUUAUGAGAAAGAAAAAGAAAGUCUUGAUCUGAAACAGGAGGUCGUGGGACUAAAACAAGCACUUAAAGGUGCAAAUGAUCAGUGUGUGCUACUAUUCAAUGAAGUUCAGAAGGCCUGGAAAGUUUCUUUCACACUGCAGUCAGAUUUAAAGUCAGAGAACAUUAUGCUUGCUGAAACCCAUAAGAUAGAGAAGGAUCAGAAUAUCGAUCUCAGAAAUCAAGUUGCUCAACUACUGCAGCAAGUGCAAGCCCAGAAGUUACAGUUACAGCAACGUGAUUCAACAAUUGAGUCUUUACAGGAAAAACUGCAAAGCGUCGAGGCACAGCUAUAUGCAGCCCUUCAGUCAAGUGAGAAUCAGUCCAAAAUCAGCUCAGAUUCAACAGGAGAAGGCACAGAAUCUGCGACUGUUACUAAAAAACUUGAAGAAGAACUCCUGAAACGUGAUGCGCUGAUUGAGAGGUUGCAUGAAGAAAAUGAGAAGCUUUUUGAGCGACUGACGGAGAAGGCAUCUUCAAUUGGAAGCCAGCAGACAUUAAUGGCACCUCCCAAAAAUCUAAAUCAGUCCCAUGACCAUGCAAGGAAUGACAGUAAUAAUAAAGAACGUACAAUGGAUGUUGUCCCUUUCUCUGCCGAAAAGAAUGAUGGUACUCUUGCUUUAGUUAAGCCAGGUAAUGAGAAGAUCAAAUCAACCCCGGCAGGGGAGUAUCUUACUUCUGCUCUGAAUGACUUUGACCUGGAACAAUAUGACGGUCUUGCUGCUAUUUCCGAUGGAGCAAACAAGCUACUAAUGCUGGUUUUGGCUGCGGUCAUUAAAGCCGGUGCUUCUCGAGAACAUGAAAUACUUGCUGAAAUAAGAGAUGCUGUUUUUUCAUUCAUCCGUAAAAUGGAGCCACAUAGAGUGAUGGACACCAUGCUUGUUUCCCGUGUUAGAAUUUUGUAUAUAAGAUCAUUGCUGGCUAGGUCACCUGAGCUGCAAUCUGUCAAGGUUCCUCUGGUUGAGAGAUUUUUAGAGAAACCUACCACUGGACGCAGCAGAAGCUCCAGCAGAGGCAGCAGCCCUGGAAGAUCUCCUGUGCGUUAUGAUCCCAGCAUUAAGAAUGCUCUAAUUGAUGAACAUAUGCAUGGUUUCAGAGUAAAUCUUAAGCCAGAAAAGAAGUCGAAAUUAUCCUCUGUUGUUCUGAAGAUACGCGGAAUUGAUCAGGAAUCUUGGAGACAACACGUUACGGGUGCUAAGCUCAGGGAAAUAACUGAUGACGCAAAAGCAUUUGCCACCGGGAACAAGGCUCUUGCUGCCCUUUUUGUUCAUACUCCUGCUGGAGAGCUGCAGCGUCAAAUCAGAUCUUGGCUUGCAAUGAGCUUUGACUUUCUUUCUGUGAGUGGCAUGGAUGCUGUAGGUGGGGUGACGGGUCAGUUGGAGCUUCUUUCUACCGCAAUAAUGGAUGGUUGGAUGGCUGGGCUUGGUGCUGCAAUGCCUCCCAUUACAGAUGCACUUGGACAACUGUUAGCAGAGUAUGCAAAGAGGGUUUAUAAUUCCCAACUGCAGCACCUCAAGGACAUUGCUGGAACAUUAGCAACUGAGGCGGCAGAAGACUCAUCACAAGUAGCAAAACUGCGUUCAGCUCUGGAAUCUGUUGAUCACAAGAGAAGAAAGAUUCUGCAGCAGAUGAAAGAUGAUGGUGCAUUAUUAACAUUAGAAGAUGGUGGUUCACCUAUCCGGAAUCCAUCUUCUGCAGCGGAGGAUGCCCGACUUGCAUCUUUAAUUGCUCUUGAUGGCAUUCUGAAGCAAAUCAAGGAUAUAAUGAGACAAUCUUCGGUUAAUAUAAUGAGUAGAAGUAAGAAGAAAGCAUUGGUGUCAUCAUUAGAUGGUCUUUCAGGACAAAUGUCUUCUCUGUUAGAGAUUGACCAUCCAUGUGCACAGAGACACAUUGCAGAUGCUUCCCGUGUUGUAGAGUCGAUUGUUGAAGAAGAUGAGGUAGUUUCAGCAGGCGGCGGCGGUGAAAGUGAAACUGAGGUGGCACAGUGGAACGUGUUGCAGUUUAAUACAGGAUCUACAACUCCUUUCAUCAUUAAAUGUGGAGCGAAUUCGCAUUCAGAGCUGGUGAUCAAAGCAGAUGAUCGGGUGCAAGAACCAAAAGGUGGGGGUGAGAUUGUGCGGGUGGUUCCAAGGCCUACGGUUUUAGAGAAGAUGAGUUUGGAGGAGAUAAAAGAGGUGUUUGGUAAACUACCAGAAGCGUUAAGCCUGCUUGCCCUGGCUCGAACCGCAGAUGGAACAAGGGCUCGAUACUCCAGAUUAUACAGGACCCUAGCCAUGAAGGUUCCAGCACUUAGGGAGGUUGUUGGUGAGCUCGAGAAAGGUGGUGGCCUUAAAGAUGUCGUCAAGUCCUAACUAACUCUUAUAUAACAUGUUUGUUUAUAUCCUUCUUCUCUACAGUCAAAGCAACUCAACUCAACGCUAUUAUGUGUGGUUUCAGAAAUCUCUCUCUUCUCAACAUGCAUUUCUUCUAGUCAUCGAUCCCUUUGGUUGUGACAAAACCCACGUCAAUCAAACUAUCGCUGUUAAAACAAGUGAGAUCUGAAUCAAAAGGACCGGUUACAUUUUG
Messenger RNA from Cynara cardunculus var. scolymus (artichoke), 4193 nucleotides. Its product is annotated as kinesin-like protein KIN-14B. The record is from RefSeq and is a predicted model, not a curated record. NCBI's taxonomy places the organism in Eukaryota, Viridiplantae, Streptophyta, Magnoliopsida, Asterales, Asteraceae. The coding region runs from base 170 to 3979 and encodes 1269 amino acids. Gene Ontology annotation, biological process: microtubule-based movement. Gene Ontology annotation, molecular function: ATP binding; microtubule binding; microtubule motor activity. The transcript is spliced from 23 exons.